GGCGUGCUUAUCGACAGACGUGGGUACCGGGAAAGGUGGACCAGCAAUUGAGCAUGUUCAGACUAUCGACAACACUUUAUGGACACGACCAGGACGUGAAGACACUUGCGGCACUCAACGAAGAUGCGAUUGUGUCUGGGUCGAGAGACUCAACCGUGAGGAUUUGGAAUCGUGCAGGCAAAAGCAAAGACUUUGGCAGUUCGAUCAUCAGCUUCAAGUCAGAUAAGUUUGUCAAUGCGUUAGCGAUCUAUCGGCAUGCUGGCGAGGUACUCAUUGCCAGUGCUGGGAAUGACAACAUGAUCAAUCUCACGGCGCCGGGGGCAGUGUUCACGGACGAACAGAACGAGGACGACCAGUAUUGUCUCAUUGGCCACACAGCGAAUGUGUGUACGUUGGACACAUUUGAGGGGUUUAUUUUGAGCGGCUCAUGGGAUAGCACGGCGAAGGUGUGGACAAAGCAAGGUGAGAUCGUGUACGACCUCAAGGGACACGAGAACUCCGUUUGGGGGGCCAAGUUCCUGGGCUCAAACGAGUUCUUGACGUGCGGCGCAGACAGAACAAUUCGCAAGUGGCAGGGAAACAAGCAAGUGAAGUGCUUUAUUGCCCACGAAGAUGUGGUGCGUGACUUGUUGCUCUUGCCGAACGGUGACUUUGCUUCUUGCUCAAACGACUCCACUAUCAAGAUCUGGGAUGGCGUUUCUUUCGAGAACAAAAGGACACUAACAGGCCACCAAAGCUUCAUUUAUUCACUGGAUCUUCUAUCUAAUGGUGAUAUUGUCAGCUGUGGGGAAGACCGCUCCGUUCGGAUCUGGAGAAACUAUGAGUGCAUCCAGGUGAUUACUCUUCCUUGCAUCUCGGUGUGGAAAGUGCUGGCCUUGGAAAACAACGAUAUUGUCACCGCAUCCUCGGACUCCAAGAUACGCAUCUUCACCCGAGAAAGCGAGAGGUUUGCGAAAGAGAACCAGAUUCUCGCUUUUAGAAAGGAGCUCGAAGACUCCUCCGUCAGCGAAUCUUCCAUGUCUAGUGUCAACAAGGACUCCAUUCCUGGCAUCGAAGCACUUCAAACCAACGAACGUAAAAUAGAAGGUGAGACGAAGUUGAUCAAAUCUGGGCGCAGCACAAUUGAUAUAUACCAGUGGUCAGAGAACCAGUGGGUAAAGAUAGGACAGAUGGUAGACGGAACCUCGUCAAAUCAGAAGCAGUUUUACGCCGGAAGCUAUUACGAUUAUGUCUUCAACAUUGAUAUCGAAGACGGCAAGCCGCCAUUAAAAUUGCCUGUGAACACUGUGGAUAACCCCUACGAUGUAGCGGAAACGUUUUUGGCGAAGCAUGAUCUGCCCCACUCUUACUUGCAGCAAAUUGUUGAUUUUAUCAUGCAGAACGCAGAGGGAGUCUCCUUGGAUGCAUCGAGAUCAAAAAGGUCGGGAAUUCUUCCACAAAUGAAGUAUCUCACUUUUGACAAAGCGGAUCAGGCUAAAUUAAUAGCCGCUUUCAAGAAAUUGAACGCCAAACAGCCCGCUGAUAAACAGAUUUUGGAAAACUUUGAAACCUUGCUCAACUGUGAGGAUUACGACGCAAUUCACAGGGUUGCACUAGAUAUUAUUGAGACAUGGGAAGCUGAUACAAAGUUGCUAGGUUUCGACAUUCUACGUGCAAUCAUCGUCUUAAUUAAGCCCUCUGCAGAAUUGUUCCCAAUUAUUAGAACUGGUUUGGAAGCCAAUGGACUCACUCCUAAAAUUCAAAUGAUGACCAUAAGAAUCUUGAUCAAUACCUUCGCUGCAAAGGGGUGGGGUGAACAGAUGAUGCUUGAUGAAGACAUUUUGGAUAUCAUAUUCACAGACUACCUUUAUGAAAAUCUAUCAAAAGACGCAAAGUUUUUGCCUAUAACUGUAUCAACGUUGGUAUUGGAUUACGCCGUUUUGGUCAAUAAAUUUCAACUUACCAAGUUCAAAAAUCGUCUUUUAACAAUCAUCGAAAAACUGGUUACUGUUCCUUAUGUGAUGCAGGAUGAGGAGUCCGCGUAUAGAUUACUAGUUUCCGUAGGAACUCUCAACUAUAUGAAUGGUAUUCAGGAGAAGACAAAAUUUCUUGCACCCUUUGCUCAAUUUAAAGGGGAAAGAUUUGAAGUCAUAAAAAAGGAGAUUUCCGAAUAAUUCAUGUGAUUUAAAUUUUUUGCAAACUAGACUAGACAUACACAUUUAUAUAUAUAAUCAAAUUUGGUACUGUGUAGUAAUUAUAUUGUUUGUUUCCCGUUUAAAUGAUGUUUUUCUCCUUGAAUUGGCUAACCACAUGAUUGUAAACAUCAUCAACAGGUUCGUUACAGUCGACUUUCACGACCUUAUGCUGGUCGUCGAAAUAUUCGACAACUGGCAUACUAGUCUGGAUGAAAGUGGUGAACCUCUUCUUAAUACUUUCAAGGUUAUCAUCGGAUCUUCCAGAAGUUUUGCCUCUGUUUAGUAAUCUCUGUAACAUAACUUCUUCUGGAC
This is a messenger RNA of Pichia membranifaciens NRRL Y-2026, 2486 nucleotides long. RefSeq lists its product as hypothetical. Gene Ontology annotation, biological process: proteasome-mediated ubiquitin-dependent protein catabolic process; ubiquitin recycling. The record is from RefSeq and is a predicted model, not a curated record. The transcript has a single exon. Gene Ontology annotation, cellular component: nucleus; cytoplasm. Bases 54 to 2153 code for a protein of 699 amino acids. NCBI's taxonomy places the organism in Eukaryota, Fungi, Ascomycota, Pichiomycetes, Pichiales, Pichiaceae. Gene Ontology annotation, molecular function: ubiquitin binding.